UCUCUCCUUCGCAGCGAAGGACUUCAUGAUCAUCUGCAGCCCCCCGCCCGCCCCUCGCUUGUCAUUCCAAGCACUGUCGCGUAGGAAUUCGACGGAUGUUCUGCUGUUUCGCCCUUCUCCGUGCUGUGUUGCUGUGAUGGGUGGAAAUUAGUGGAGGCGCUGUGGAUUGAGGUAGAUUGAUAUUGGGGGUGGAGUCACAGCACUCUGAGACAUGCUUAAAUAGACGAAUUGCUUGCAUGAAAACCAUAGGGGUUCAGAUGGAACAGAAUCGUAAUUACAAUAGCAGUCGUGCUGGGGGCGCAUCAGAUGGUGGAGAUGCAGUGAUGGUCCGCUGGUUGCAGACAGCCGGGCUCCAGCAUUUGACAACUUCUUUAUCAGCGGCAGCCCUUGAUCAUCAGAUACUUCCCUCUCUGCUCAUGCAGCUUUUGCAGACUCUGUUUCUCGCUGUUCCACCUGUAGUGCGCACAAACCUGGAAGUUUGAUGAUUUGAGAUAUAUUUGUCCAUAUGUUAGACAACAUGUUUUGAAAGGAAUAUGGCAGAUAUGGAGCUCAAUCGUUAGAAGAGAAGCAGAAAUUGUUCAAAUUGGUCAAGUCAAUUGGUAGUGGUGCGGAAUCAGCAUCUGAGUCCUCGACCCCACCUGUUUUCUCUUUUUCAGCAAGUCAAAGUGGGAUGGACGGUUAUUUUCCUCCGGAACUAAGGGGUGACUUCAAUGCCGGGAUAUUAGAUCUGCACUCUAUCGAUGACACCGAAUUUUUCCCCGAGAUGAUGUGCAGGUUCUUAAUCUGGCGGACUUGUACUUGUUUCCACUUGUACUUCUCUUGCAGAUUGCAAUGGCAGAGCCGUUUCAAUCGUCACCAUCAUUUGUUCCUGUUGUCGAGAAAGGAUUUGAGCCUGAUAUAUCAUCGAAUAGCUUUAAAGGCCGGAUGCAGGGAUUAUCACAGAGCAGCCCUCUUAGAUCUUCUUCGAAUGAGAGGGACAAAACUGGGAACAACAGUAAUCUUGCAAGGAUCCGAGUUGUGGUUCGCAAACGCCCCCUAAACAAGAAAGAGCUUUCACGAAAGGAGGAAGAUAUCAUCACUAUAAACGAUGUGGAGAGCUCCCUCACUGUUAACGAGCCUAAAGUGAAGGUGGACCUUACUGCGUAUAUUGAGAGACACGAAUUUGUAUUUGAUGCUGUUUUGAAUCAACAUGUCAGCAAUGAUGAGGUGUAUCGUUCUACCGUUGAGCCCAUCGUACCCACUAUCUUCAACCGCACCAAAGCAACCUGCUUCGCUUACGGACAAACAGGAAGUGGUAAGACUUAUACGAUGCAGCCUUUGCCUCUUAGAGCAUGCCAAGAUAUUAUGAGCAUCAUGCAGCAGCCUAGUCAUCGCAACCAGGGCCUUCAAUUGUGGCUUAGUUUUUUUGAAAUUUACGGUGGAAAACUUUAUGAUCUUCUCAACGAAAGGAGGAAGCUUUGCAUGCGUGAGGAUGGUCGCCAGCAAGUCUGCAUUGUUGGUCUGAAAGAGUUUCGCGUAUCAGACGUUGAGUUGGUUAAGGAGUAUAUUGACAAAGGCAACGCAUCUCGGAGCACUGGCUCUACUGGUGCCAAUGAGGAAUCUUCUAGGUCUCAUGCUAUUUUACAAUUAGUUGUCAAAAAGGCCCAGGAAGGAAAGGAAGUUAGUCGAGUAGUUGGCAAAAUUUCAUUUAUUGAUCUGGCUGGCAGUGAGCGUGGUGCGGAUACUACUGAUAAUGACCGUCAGACAAGAAUGGAAGGAGCAGAGAUCAACAAGAGCUUGCUGGCCUUGAAGGAGUGUAUCAGGGCGCUUGACAAUGACCAAGGUCACAUCCCUUUUCGUGGAAGCAAGCUAACAGAGGUCCUCCGUGAUUCUUUCGUGGGUGAUUCGCGCACAGUGAUGAUCUCUUGUAUAUCUCCAAACGCAGGAUCUUGCGAACACACACUGAACACGCUCAGAUAUGCAGAUAGGGUAAAGGGUUUGUCCAAGAACAGCAAUUCCAAAAGGGAUCCGAACUCAUCAACGUCGGUGCCUAGAGAAUCUGCUUCAUCUCCUCCACCUCUGUCGUCAGCAGCUCCAGUUGCCCUACAAUUGUUUGAGUUUGGACAAGAUAGUAGACUUGUAGAAAAUGGUAGACGCCCACCCCUUGAUCCAGGGCGGUAUUUGCAGCAGGGUGAGAGGGAACUUUGCGAUCAAUCCAUAGAGUAUAGCUACUCAGGAAGAGAACUCAGUAGGGUGAAUUCAAUUGGGAAUGAUAGGGAUGGACAAAGAUUAACAGAUACAAGCGAAUUAAGUGCGAUUGACGAACCGCAGGAGGUCGACAGGACUCAGGGAAUUUUUUCAGCACGACGCAAAAUUGGCAGGGAGGCAAAGUUUGACCGUCCAUCUAUUCGUGAUGAACUUCAUAAAUCUGACGGUGUUUUCAAACGCCAGACUGAAAACAAUCGCGAUGAGCUAUUAAAGCCUGAUGGAAGCUCCAGGCAUCAGUAUGACGGCAAUCGCGAGGAGGCGUCAAAACCGGAUGGAAAUUCAAGGCGUCAAUUAGAUCAAAUCCCAAACACCCUCACACUCGCAAAAGCCGAACCAGAAGUCAUUCCUGCGCAAUACAAUCGCGAAGGCCACAUCAAUGCUAUUCUUGAGGAAGAGGAAGAGGUGAUAUCAGCCCAUCGAAAGGAGGUUGAGGAUACUAUGGAGAUCGUACGAGAGGAGAUGAAGUUGCUCGCUGAGGUAGACCAACCUGGCAGCCGGAUAGACCGGUAUGUUUCUCAGCUAAAUUAUGUUCUCUCUCGCAAAGCUGCUGGUAUUGUUAACCUUCAAGCUCGACUGGCAAGAUUCCAACGGCAUAUGAAAGAACAGGAAAUCUUGAGCCGCACUAGUGGGCUUCGGCAAAUGUAACCUCGCAGGUUCCGUUUCAGGAGCUAUAAUUUUCUUCGUGGUCUGGCAUGCCUUUUGUCCGACGUUCUCUCCCACAUGUUCUAGAGAGGACGUGAAUCUGGCUAGGGGUCUUGAAACAAGGCAUGAUGCUGGGAUAUUAAGUAAAAGGUUGUGGGCUUUUGGACAAGGUGAUUGAACUGGACCAAGAGCGUCGUUUGUAGGCCUAUAGUCUGGCCCGAAUGGUGACAUAGCUGUUGAGGUCACAGUAGUUUGCAGUACCUCUGAAGGUGUCCGUUGAACCUGCCCACGGAGCACAUCGAAGUUCUUACAUUCAGCCACGUAGCUUGUACUUAAAAGUAGCCAAACUUUAUGUUUGUAACAUACAUUAAAACAAAACCUCAUUUACUGCUACGCUUUUCGCGAUCCUUCUGUUACUUGUCGAGACCGGCAAUUUGUUCCCCUAAAGUCUGGAAGUGAGACUUGUCAUUUAUGGAACUCCUACAUGUGUAGGAACAGUUUUUUAACAAAUA
Molecule: messenger RNA, 3401 nt
Organism: Physcomitrium patens
Lineage: Eukaryota; Viridiplantae; Streptophyta; Bryopsida; Funariales; Funariaceae
Product: kinesin-like protein KIN-13A
Biological process (GO): microtubule depolymerization; microtubule-based movement
Cellular component (GO): microtubule
Molecular function (GO): microtubule motor activity; microtubule binding; ATP binding
Source: RefSeq, a predicted model, not a curated record